AUGGAUGCAUUACCUGCGGAAAUCAGAACGUUUCUAAGUGCUCAUCCCUUUUUUCAGCUCACAGACGACAGAAAGAUCAAAUGCACCCUGAACGGACACGAGAUUCCCUGCAAACUGACGGAGUUACAGGCUUUUAUCCAGGGGAAGAAAUAUAAGAAACUAAACGCAGCUGCUGAGUUCAACUACAGCCAGUAUGAGCCACACAUUAUACCAAGCACAAAGCAACCCAACCAGCUCUUCUGCAAACUAACCCUGAGGCACCUCAACCGGCAGCCAGAGCAUGUCCUUCAACACGUCAGUGGGAAACGGUUCAAGAAAGCCCUAGCUCAGUAUGAGGAGUGUGCGAAGCAGGGGAUUGAGUUUGUUCCAGCCCGACUAAAACAGAAGAGGCCUAAAAAUGUCGGAGAGGAUAUGAGUGAGUCCUCAAAAAGACGGUCCAAUAGCAUGUGGGAACCGGCUUCCAGCGAUGAAGGACACAGCGACUCGGAAGACAGCAUGAGUGACCUCUAUCCACCCUCCAUGUUUUUCAAGAAUUCUGAGGUUAAAGGUACUGCAGGUGAAGACGACGAGGAAGACGAUGACUUUAAAACAGAUGAAGACGAAGAAAUGGAAGUGGACACACAGGUGGUGCAGAAGCGCAAAAAGGUCCAAAGUGGUGGCUUACAGAAGAAAUCCAGAAAUAACCGAUGGAAACCAGGGCACAAGAAACAUAAAAAAGCCCUAAAUGGAAAGUAGCCUGUGAAAAGGCUUCUGCAGUCUUUCUGAAGCUGGGCAACACUGACGCGCGGUUUAGAGUAUGUGUUUAAGCUGAACUGGCUCUGUACAUCCAACUAUAAGGAUGCAAGUGACUUUUAGGGAAAUUUGUUUUGUCUCCAAAGUCAUGAUGUUUACACAACUGGUUUUUACGACAAACGAUUUUCACAGAGCCAGUUGGAGUUAUUUGUGAUAUCUAUUCCGAAGCACUUGUAAAUAAAAAAACAACAAACUGCUUUGUUUAGGUUGUGCAAUACUGUUGAAUCAUUAUUUUUCCUCCCAGAGGAGCUCUAAAUCCAUAAAAUACAUUCUGUGAAUGUAAAACUCCCAUAUUACUAAUUUCCAUUAAGAUAUUUUCCAGAUACUAACAUUUUUAACAAAUAUUUCAAUGUUUACUAUUUCACAACUGGGUUUGAUAAAUGCUAAACAAAAUAGAUUAUAUCCUUAGCAUAUUGCAGGGAUGCUGAUUCCUUCUAGACAUAAAGUAUAUGUAAAUGAUUGUAUAAACAAGUAGUUUUAACAUCUUAAGAAACUUCUGCUUGCCUGAUUUAAAUCUUUUCAUGAUUUAUAUAAAGAGAUCAAAUCUAAAAAUUUAGAAGAAACUUGAGUGUAAUAAAAUGCUGUAAACUUAUAGCUGUUCAGUGUGUAUA
Messenger RNA from Cyprinodon variegatus (sheepshead minnow), 1403 nucleotides. RefSeq names its product surfeit 2 (gene surf2). The transcript has 6 exons. The record is from RefSeq and is a predicted model, not a curated record. Lineage: Eukaryota; Metazoa; Chordata; Actinopteri; Cyprinodontiformes; Cyprinodontidae. The coding region runs from base 1 to 735 and encodes 244 amino acids.